Molecule: messenger RNA, 1146 nt
Organism: Aspergillus campestris IBT 28561
Lineage: Eukaryota; Fungi; Ascomycota; Eurotiomycetes; Eurotiales; Aspergillaceae
Product: putative DnaJ domain protein Psi
Exons: 3
Coding region: 1-1146 (381 amino acids)
Biological process (GO): translational initiation
Cellular component (GO): cytosol
Molecular function (GO): protein-folding chaperone binding
Source: RefSeq, a predicted model, not a curated record
AUGGUCGCGGAAACGAAAUUGUACGACUCCCUCAGCGUCAAGCCUGAGGCGUCGCAGGAUGAAAUCAAAAAGGCCUACCGCAAGGCGGCCCUCAAGUACCAUCCGGACAAGAACAAGGAUAACCCCCAAGCCUCUGAGAAAUUCAAAGAGGUUUCUCAAGCAUAUGAGGUUCUUUCCGAUCCCGAGAAACGAAAGGUCUACGAUCAGUUCGGCCUCGAGUACCUGCUGCGCGGGGGUCCCGCUCCCGGGCCCACCGGUGGUGCGGGCCCCGACGGCACCCCCUUCGGCGCCGGCGGCAUGCCCGGCGGGUUCUCGUUCGGAGGGAUGCCGGGUGGUGGUGGUGGUGGCGCUCGCACCUUCCACUUCUCGACGGGGCCGGGCGGCGGCGGCUCUGGCUUCCGGUUCAGCUCCGCCGACGACAUCUUCCGGAAUUUCGCCAAGGCCGGUGGUGGCAUGGGCGGCGGCGGCGGCAGCGGCGGCGGGUUCGACGACGAUGAUAUCUUCUCCAUGCUGAACGGUGGUCUCGGCGGAGGAGGUGGCGGUCCUCGCGCCCGGACCACUCGCGGUCCCGGUGGAUUCCCGCAGGCCAGUCGACGGGGGCCAACGCCCGAGCCCACGGUGGUGGAGAAGGAGCUGCCCCUGACGCUGGAAGAGCUGAUGCGCGGCACCACGAAGAAGGUGACGGUCAAGAGCCGGUCCUUUGACGCCAGCGGCAAGCGCACCGUGCAGGACGUGACCUUGGAGGCCAACAUCAAGCCCGGUUUGCGGACGGGCUCCAAGAUCAAGUACCGCGGAGUCGGGGACCAGGAAGAAGGCGGCCGUCAGGACGUCCAUCUCAUCGUGACAGAGAAAGAAAACCCCAACUUCAAGCGUCGCGGCGACGACCUCGUCACCACCGUCGAUCUCAGCCUCAAAGAAGCCCUCACCGGCUGGGACCGCAUCGUGCGCACUAUCGACGGCAAAUCCAUCCGGGUGUCGAAACCCGGCCCGACGCAGCCCGGCCAUGAGGAGCGAUACCCCAAUCUAGGCAUGACGAUAUCGAAGAAGCCCAGCGAGCGGGGGGAUCUGAUCGUUCGGGUGAACGUGAAGUUCCCCACGAGUCUGACUGCAUCGCAGAAGGAUAUCCUGAAGGAUGUUCUGACUUGA